AUGGAUAAUAAUACAUUAACAUUAACUUGUCUGAUGCUGAUGAUGUUGAUGCUGUUGCCACUGAUCUGUCUGAGUCAAGAAAUGUGGCAAGCGGAUGACGAGGAGUCACAAAAUUUGGCCGAUCAGCUGGCGGAUGCAGAGGCUCAUGUUCAAACGGAUUUCGAUGGCAAUGCUCCACAUAUACGCAAAAAACGUCUAGUCUGGAUAACAGACGACGGACGUUUGGCAUUGCCGCCGGGCACAUCGCUAACAUUUACACCAACAAUUGCCAUGCCAUUGGUUAGGCAUCCACCCGAGGGCUUCUUCUCUAAUCUGACCAUCAGUUUUCCAGUCACAAUUGACUUUGAUAAGCUGGGACUGACGGAUAAUCAAAAUCCUUUGGGUGAUUUGCCCCCCUUCUUUGCCCGAUCAUUUGGCCAUGAAGCUGGCCAUAUGCUGGGGGACUAUGUUGCCAGGUAUUUGCAUGUCCAGCGACGUAAAAGAGACCUCAACGAGCAGAAGAGCAGAAGUGGAGAGAAUCGGCCAUAUAAAAUACAUGAAGAGAUUCCUAACUAUCCGGAAUUACCUGCCGGACUUCAGCAUUUUUUCCAUGGUGGCGAAAGGGUUCUACUCUAUGGUGUAGUGGAGGAUUUUCUGGCCACCUUUGGCAUGGAUGGAAAGGCAUGUUUGUUGCGUACAAUUUGUGAAAUGCAUUCGAGAAGUCUGGAGAAAUUUGGAGUUUUUGGUGAAAUGACAAAAUUGUUUUUAACGGUCACCAAAUCACCGUUUUCUGAAUUACUGCCCGAAUAUGUACAGGCUCAGCAUGUGGGUGAGGGCAAACAGGCGCCAGGUGAAUGUUUUCCCUACUACAAGGCUUGUCCCAAAAGCAUUUUCAAGGCUUUGGCUAGUAAAUAUAGCAAACCCACCAAAGCCACAACAACAAGGACGACAACAGCCCGACCUAUGGGUGAAUACCACGAAGAGCAGGUUAUACAACUGCCUGUUAGCUCAAUUGAUAAUGAUAACGCUCCAGUUAUCAGCAAUAACGUCUAUAUGUAA
Molecule: messenger RNA, 1038 nt
Organism: Drosophila willistoni
Lineage: Eukaryota; Metazoa; Arthropoda; Insecta; Diptera; Drosophilidae
Exons: 3
Coding region: 1-1038 (345 amino acids)
Source: RefSeq, a predicted model, not a curated record